AGAACGCGUCACAUGUUACCCAACGAUUUCAUCUCAUCUGUCACACCAUUAUAAAAGGCGCAAUGUCACGCGUCUCUACUAGACGAGACGCUAUGCGACAAGAGUUACACGACGUUGUCAAGACAUCGACCAGGAAGCGUUUACAAUCUGUCCUGCUCGAAGUAUGCAACGAAUCGCCAGCAGCUUUCAAAUUAGCAUACGAUAAACUAUUCGCCAAGGAAGAACAAGUAGGGCAACCAGCUAUAUCGUUUCUUGAUGGGCCACUUGCAGAGAAUUCGGCGUUCAAGCCACGAAGAGCUCAGAAGCGCGUUCGACACUACGACAUUUGUGAGCAGUGUGAGAAAGAGUUCGACACAACGAAGAACGGAAAAUGCGUAUGGCAUCCAGGAGAGUUGGAAAUAUACGAAGAUGAAGACUUUUGGGCCGAUUGGGAUCAAUGUCAUGGCCCAUGGGAUACUGAAUACAACCGUAAAAACUAUCCCGAAGGUUUCGCCUGGAGUUGUUGCGAAGAGCAGGGUGACGCUAAGGGCUGUAUGAGGGAUUCUCAUAAGCCACGCUCUGCGAAGAGAAGCAGGAUUAGGAGUUCAAGUGGCGAGUCAUCAUCGGAAAGCGAAUCUGAAUCAGAGUAGAGAGAUGCCUGUGUAUUUGUUUUUAGUAGUAGAAUUUGUAAGAACGGUGUCCUUCCACCGACAACGGUCCCAAGCUGUCGAAACCAGUGUACGUCCAGAGCGCACGUCCAGAAGAAGCAUGGCUAUGCGAAGCGCAUGAUCACAUCGAGCUAUAAUACACUGUAUCAAACCUUGCUGAGCAGAAGCUAUUGGGUACGCGCGCUUACUGCGUCAAGGGUCCCGAGAUCCUGACUGUGUGACCGCCCAGCCAACAACAUAACAUCAGCUCAACGUGCACCAUCACACC
Molecule: messenger RNA, 915 nt
Organism: Alternaria rosae
Lineage: Eukaryota; Fungi; Ascomycota; Dothideomycetes; Pleosporales; Pleosporaceae
Exons: 2
Coding region: 63-629 (188 amino acids)
Source: RefSeq, a predicted model, not a curated record